CUGACUCGCUCGCCAUGCCAUCCCAUCCAUGAUGUGAGAAUAAUGUCAACACUUAUAUUCCAUAGCUACGUCUACUGCGCACAGACGACGAACUACAAAUUGGUCUCACCUCACCCGCUCACGGACGUCCUGGUGCUACGAAUCUGCUUGGCCAGGGAAGUGGUUUCCUCGAUGUCUCCCUCCUCCAGAUGUGGUGGCUCGUCGAUGUCCUGCAGCCCACCAGGGGACAUGGGCCACCAAUCAGCCACAACAGAUGCGCGAGAUGUGCCCCGCGACCACAGCAGCGGCACGGCAUCGCUCCGGCGCCUCUCGUGUUUUCCCCUGGUGGCCUUGUCAUCUGCUGCCGUCUGGCCGCUAGCUGCUGCUGCUGCUGCUGUUGCUGGGCGAGGACUGGCGGUGGGCUGCUGCGCUGAUGAUGGUGCUGGGGGGCGGGCCGCAUCGCCAAUGCCUUCGACCGGAUGUGUGUCGACCGUUCCGCUAGCAGUGGCAUCAGUACGAUUGAUGCGAAUGAGUUCUCGCUGCAUGGCCCGCCUGAAUGCCCCCUCGUCGACGUUGAGCCCUCCUUCCCUUGAGUCCAUGACCUGCAUUAGGGCUGGGGAGAAACUGUCCUGCUGUCGCGUGUCCUCCAUCAGACACUCAGCAUUCCUCUGGAAGGCCUGGCACCCUUGCUGCAGCUCCGCCAGCUCCUUUAUCUUUGUUUCAAGGUUUUUCUCCUGCAGCCAUAUGUACUGGCUCAACGUGGCCUGCAGGAAAUAAAGAGGGACAUAAGUUACACGAUGCUUGUGUGUGUGGUGGGGGUCGUCUGCCUGCCUGUCUGUCUGCCGGAACUCACCUGGUCGUCGAUGUAUGCUGGUUCGUAGUGUUGUGUUUGCAAGUGCAUGUCCCUCUCUGUCUGCUCCAGCCGCCUUGUCAAGGCCGCGUAUGAGCUGCACACAUAGACAGAUGCAGACAGACGCAUAGAGACACUGAUUAACUAACUCAUUGGCUUGUCUUUGCAAAAGGCAGGCUGUGUGUACUCGUCGAUGGCACUCUCGAGGUCUUCAAAGUAAGUCUGCAGCUUCUUCGGGUCGCGGCCCUUCCUGAUUUGCACGCAAGAGACAUAGCGGCAAAUGAACUAAGUGGCUUAGUGUGCAAUCGGUACACCACACCAUCCACUGACAGACGAACCUGUCUUUAAGCCUCUCCAGCAGUUUGAGUGCGAAAGCAUGUGCCUCGUCGCUUGCCCACUGCUGCACGGCCACCAUCUCGCUGCCAAACCUCAGAAGACGCGCAUCGCUGGAGUCGCGACGGCUGCACCACCGCACACACAAGGACAACAUGGACGGACGAUUACAAUCACCAGCACCGUACCGUAUCCCCCGACUCACCCACCCACCUGUGUCUCCUCACGUCCCGCGCCAGUGUGUCCAUGACAUUCUCUGUCUUGGCAGCCCGACGGUGCAACAUCCUCUGCUUACGAGGAUUCGCAGGCAGCUUGUGCGGAUCGGACUGCGUAGAGAAUGUUAUGGGUCCAAUUUUCCGCACUAUGUAUUAUAAGGUCUGUGAGUGUUUGUUGUUCACCUCUCCCGGGGGCACUUCGAAGACGUAGUCCUCCUCCCAGAGUAUGCACCGCAUCCAGCCGCAGUAGGGCUUUAUGCAUCGCUUCCAGUUGAUGGGUGGCGCCUGAAGGAUCGAAACAGUCAGUGAUGGGGACCAUACAUAUUAUACAUUUGUGCAGACAUGUGCUCACGCAGUGCUCACGCACGUUGACGUCGAUGAAGUGCCGAUCGAUGAUGGCCAGGAAGAUGUUGAGAGCGACGUAGUAGAACAGCAGGCAGUAUGAGAAGAAGAAUAUCGGCGCCAUGAGAGAGUCGGCCUCCUGCAGCUCAAAGAAGUCCAGGUCGCCCAGGAUGAUCUCCACACACCGCCGCAUCGUCGAGAAGAACGUGCUGAAAGCCUCCAGCUGGUGGCCGAACGAGAUGUGGGCGAAAGAGGCGAAUCCAAAGAGAACCACAAAUAGCACCACCACGAACCAUCCGAUGGAGGCCGCGGCGGUGGACAGAGUUCUGAAGAUCAUUGACCCUCGCACACUCCCCCGGAAGAACUUGAGGAGACGCAGACAUAUCACCAACACGUUGAGGGACGAUAUCUGGCGAUACAGGCGCACUGAGAGGAUAUACAUACAAGGGCGGGUAAGCAGAAGGCGCCCGCCGACUUGCGUCACUCACUCGGCUCACCUGACUCUGCGAUUGCGUUGAUUUCGACGAAGAAGGUGUCUGAUGUGUCGAUGAGUUUGAGGGUGGAGGGGAUGCUGUUGAGCCACAGAGCGAUGGACAGCAACGACAUGACUAUCGACAUGACAUCUGCAGCACACACAACACACAACACACAACCACCGAAUGCACACCAACACAGACAGACAGACAGACAAGCAGACCGACCAAGGAUGUUGAAUGGGUCGUCAGUGUAGUGGCGGAGUAUGACAGCGAAGAGGUUGUUGUGCUGAGAGCGGCCUCCUCGCCUGGUGGUGGUGUCGCUGCUCAUGAGGAUGAACUCCAUCCGGAUGUUGUGCACCUCCAGGUAGAUGUAGUACAGCACCAUAAUCGCGUAUAUGCAAAAUGGGCCGAGGGAGAACACCUGCCCAGGCGUCUUGAAAGGUUCGAACUUCAGCGGAAUCAACACACGACGCUGCAUCAGAUCAGACAAACACACGCACAUCAUCGACCUAAAUGACCUGGGCGGAAGGUCACCUUGGUGACGGCCCCCGAGGAUUGCACGAUGAAAGACCAUGCCGUGUAGAGGAACGUGUCCGCGUUGCCAUUAUACAGGACGAACUCCAGUGUCACUGAGCUGGUGAGAGGGCUCAGGUAUUCAACGCCGCCGAGCUGUUGCAGCCGCGCAGUGGCCUCGUCGAUGUCAGGGCCGAAGAGACACAAAUGGCCUGGCUUGUCCUCGUACCCGCCCUUGUCGCUGAAGGAGCAGAUAGGCUGCAGCAAAUCCUUGGUCGUGUCCUCACUCGUGUCCAGCGCGUCUCCUGGACUGAUCGUCUGCACACCAGUGCGGCAAGGCAACACCCAUGUAAUGUAGGAGGGUGGCCGCUUCCCGCGUCUCUGGUGUCUGUCACCCACUUUAUCGGGCCUGACUCGGGCGAUAACUUUCCUUCCCUUGGUGUCCUCAUUCUGCUGCUCUUUGAGGCGUCUAACAGUCAGCUUGAGCAUAGGGUCGCCGAUGAAGCAGUUCCACAAGUGCACGCAGGACCGGCUGGGCAGAACAUCGGAGUCUGCUUCGCCGGACAGGGCGGGGACUGUGGCAAUGAGCUGCGGCAGGCCGACGCUAAUCCACUGUCUCAGGUCCUCGAGGCUCCCGAUGUCCUUGUAUGACCGGUUGUCGGCGUAUUCGGCUUGCUCAAGGGCACUCGAGACAGAGGAAGACAGGAUGAAUGUGGUCUGCGACACACAGCAGCGUGUUAGUGUCAACGAACCAUGAGGUAGGUGCUCCUACAUGACUGUCGAUGUUGAAUGCGAGGAAGGUCAUGUAGGAGAUGCCAAACAGCAGGAACAGAAGCUUCUCACGCAACGAGUCGCUGGAUUUCUGCAAACAAACAACAGACAGAUGAACAAGUGCUCCCUGCUCCUUCAUCCGGUCCUCGCCUGCCUGCCUGCCUGCCUGCCUGAAUGCCUGACCUUCUUGUCCUUGUUCAGAUACUCGUCGACCUUCUUCCGUGUCUCCGAGUCCAAAUCGUCAUCAUCACGGCUCGCUGUGACUUUUCCUGCCUUGCAAGCCAUCUCGUCUCCUUCACUGUCGGGGUCCACAUCAUCAUCCUCGUUAGUGUUCUCCCGUGUGGCCGAAGCCUUCCUCGUGUGUGCGUCAUGCGCUGCGAUGAACUCCCUGUCCAGCCGCUUGCCGUCGUCGGGCGACGGAAGGCGGACGUUGAGGAAGUGCAGGAGGCUGCGGAGGACGAGGGUGCCGAUGUCGACUUUCUCCAGCCUGGCGAUGGGUUUCUGCAGGUCAUUUUCCUUCUUGUUGGCUGCCUCUUGGCUCAUGUGAAUGUCAGAUUGUUUGUUGUAGGACAUGUUGAUGAUGGCGUUGAUCAUGUUGAUGUUGAUGAAGAAGAAAAACAGCAAAAAGGCGACGAGGAACACGGGGCCCACGGGAUGAUCCUGACGUCCGUCGACAGACAGCAUAUACACACACACACACCCACGCCACUGUGCCACUACUGUCGUGUACCUUGAUGUGGUCAUAUGCCUUGAUGUUGCCGAGCAUCAUGGCUAUGUUGGUGACGAUGGCGUUGCCCAUCGAGAAAUAAUUGAUGUUGGUCUCGCCAAAGGCCAUCGUCUGCAAUGAUCCAGCCCGCCACAUCAACACCUGCACGCCGUCCCUGUUUGUCUGUGCAGCCAUACCUACCGAGAUGUUGACAAACCCAGCGAAUACGACAGAGACGAGCAUCACAAAGAAGAGGAUCGGAGAGACGGCGUUGUAAAUGGCGUCCUGCACGACCUUGAUGCUGCCAUUAACAUCGCCCAGAUACUUAAGGAACCGCAGCAGGAUCAUCAGAAGCGCAGCAGCAGACGCCCGCACAUAGACUCGGUAUAUCUGUGCCAUCCUGUGGGCCUCCCACCCGAAAACGGCCGAGGGGUCGAUGUUGGGCUGCACCACAUACCACAGGGCCAGGGAGAGCAGCGACACGAAGCAGUUGACGAACGAUAUUAUGCAGCCGGGGCGGGUCAAGUAGGCGCAACAUCCCAUGCGGAAGAGGUACCAGCACUCCCAACCGAGGUAAUACACCGUCAGCAGCAGAUACAACACCUCCAUCGCCUGGAGAAAGUCGUUCCUCCUGCAUGUAUGAGACGAAGGCGACACACAUGGGUUUGGCCUGAUGCAUGCCCGUGUGUGUCUUUGUGUUUGUGGUUGGUUAUGUGCCUGUGCAAUGCAUACGUGCAUACGUGUUGACUUUGAGGGUCCAUGUGUCGAUCUUGCCGGCCACCCCGCCAGACGGCCGCCAGGUGAAGGACACUUCCACUACGGCAAGAGUGUUCAUGUUGCCAUUGUACACCAAAAAAUCCGUCAGUAGGAUCACAUGCGGUGCCGGAGCAUCUUCAUAGGAUGGAUUAAAGAAGCCGCUGUCCAUGAGAAGGCCCUCCAUGACCUCUCGGCACGUGCUGAAACUUGCGGUGAGGCACUCCGAAUCGUCGAGCGGCACGUGCACAGCAUAGCCGCCCACACGAGUGUAUCCAUCAGUCGCACCGUAUCGCCACUCGCUCUGCUGGCCGCUGUUGGGUGACGCUGCCUUGUCCCUGCUCCUGAACGCAUUGGGCAGGUCGAUUGACGCAUUGCGGGGAAAGGGGUCGGUCAAUUCAUAGGCAGGGUUCUUCCUCAGGGGCAAAGCGGGCUGCUGCCACGCCAGCGGAUACCUGCACACACCACAUACAUGUACACACAUAUCAAGGCAUACGCGCUGGUGAAACCUGUGUGUGUGUCUGUGGUGUGUCUUGCAGUGUGUGUACCGGCUUCUGAAUCUGUCGGUGGGGUUUUCCCCGUGCAGCUUCAUCCGCCGCUGUGUGAUGCGCAUACUGCCACCGAUGACCUUGUUGAAGGUCUGCAGCCCGAGACUCCCCUCCCUCUGCUGGGCCUGCGGCAAGAGCACCCUGGUCAUCCACAGGCGGAUGUCAUCGAGCGUCCUGAUGUCCCCAAAGUACAGGGUGCGGCCGCCGUCGGUUGCGGCUUGGGUGAAGGGCACCGUGACAAGCGGCCUCUCGAUGCUCUGGUUCAUGCUGCGGCAAUUUAAAGACGAAGAGGUGAGUUUGACAGUCCAAUUCAGUGUGUGGACUGUGGUCGAGAGCACCCACCUGUAGACUCUGUGCAUGUCGUUACGCCCAAAGAUGACAAUCACCGCCACCGUCAUGAAAAGCAUGAACCCCACAGUGUCUCGAAUGCUGCAGUGCACAUGCCAGUGGCCGGCGAUUGGCAACAGCAGGUGAGACGAUAACAGAGAGAGGCGCCCCUAUCGUCCCUUACUUACCUGUACUCGUGCGAGUAGGGAGGCGGCGCGCGCUGCUUGCCCAGGUAUUCCCCCAUCAGCCGUUGUCUAUUCCGACGCUUCUCAUCAGCUUCAAGUUGCUCCAUGAUCAACGAAGCCGAACCGCGCGUCUCGCUG
Messenger RNA from Vitrella brassicaformis, 6136 nucleotides. The record is from the annotation of a GenBank genome assembly. NCBI's taxonomy places the organism in Eukaryota, Vitrellaceae.